UCACCCACCCCGCACCCACCUCUUCUCCUUUCUCUUUUAUUAUCCUUUUCUCUGCAACUCCAUUUCUAAUCAUUUUACCCCCUUCUCUAUCCGUUUUCUACGCACAAGUAAAUUAGAUACCAUCCUCUCCUCCUCUUCCUUUUUAUUCUUCAAAGCAAGAUCCCAUGGCUCUCGAGUCAUGGCUAACCAAAGCAAGGUCCGCCAUCUCGACCGGCUUCGACUCAGUUCGGUCGACGAUGAACGCCACCGACGCCAUUGCCAUCAUUGCCCGCAAGAAGGCCAUCGUCGGCAUCCUCGCCUUCGAGAUCGCAAGCCUCAUGUCGAGGCUCCUCCAUUUGUGGCGCUCCCUCUCCGAUGCCCAGAUCAACCGCCUCCACCACGAGACCAUCGCCUUGCAGGGAAUCCGCAAGAUCGUCUCCGACGACGACUCCUUCCUCCUUGGCCUCGCAUGCGCCGAGCUCACCGAUACGCUCCAAGUCGUCGCCAACUCCGCCACCACCACGUUAAGCCACCGCUGCGCGGAUCCAUGCCUACGUGAAUUCCACCAGAUAUUCAAGGAAUUCUCGGACUCCGGCCACGACCCGCACCGGUGGGUGAUGAGUUGGAAGGAGAUGGAGAGAAAAGCCAAGAAGAUGGAUCGCUACGUCGCAUCCACCGCCGCUUUAUACAAAGAGAUGGACGAGCUCUCAGAGGCUGAGCACGGGCUGCGGAAGCUACUGCAGUGUGGCGGGGGAUGCAACAAGAACAUCCCAGCAAGCAAGCUCGCGGCCAUUGCUGAACUCCAGCAAAAAAUCUUCUGGCAGCGGCAGGAGGUCAAGUAUUUGAAGCAGACUUCCCUGUGGAGCUGCACCUUUGACACCGUUGUCUCGCUUCUCGCCCGAUCGUCCUUCACAGUGCUCGCAAGAAUCAAACAGGUAUUCGUCAUCGGAUUUGAGUCGUAUCCCCUCCCCCGCAGCCUCUCCAUAUCGGCUACCGUGUAUCCAUCUUCCGACACGCCACCCCCGCCGCAGGCAUCGCCGUCGAAGAAGGAGCAGCAGUGUGGGUUCUUCGAGUCGAAUUCGGAGGUGCUGGUGCCACCACCGGAAACUUUGGGAGCAGCGGCGCUCGCAUUGCAUUACGCAAAUCUGAUUAUAGUGAUCGAGAAGAUGAUCCGAUCACCGUGGGCGGUCGGGCCGGAUGCGAGGGAUGAUUUGUACAACAUGCUGCCGGUGAGCGUGAGGGGGAUUCUGUGGCGGCGGCUGAGGGGGUUGGGGG
This is a messenger RNA of Elaeis guineensis (African oil palm), 1254 nucleotides long. RefSeq names its product protein PSK SIMULATOR 1-like. Gene Ontology annotation, biological process: positive regulation of growth. Lineage: Eukaryota; Viridiplantae; Streptophyta; Magnoliopsida; Arecales; Arecaceae. The record is from RefSeq and is a predicted model, not a curated record.